This is a messenger RNA of Stylonychia lemnae, 3327 nucleotides long. Lineage: Eukaryota; Ciliophora; Spirotrichea; Sporadotrichida; Oxytrichidae. The record is from the annotation of a GenBank genome assembly.
AUGAGAAAUCAUUAAAUAAGCGAAUAUCAGAUAACGUAAAAAAACUACCCUGAGAAACGAAAUAUACAGCUUUAAGGCCCAUAUUCUGAUAGAUACCAGUAGCCAUACUUCGUUGACACAAGCAAACACAGUACCCACACCUAAUUACCUUCUUCCUCUAAGGGAUUUGACAAUUAAUACAGCAAUUUUCCAUUCUAACACUAGCAGUAGCCACAUCAAUAACCACUAUCUACUCAAAAUGCCAAUGAUUCUACCUAAAAGUGCAUUGAUUUAUCUCUGGUCAAUCUGACGAACUAAAAAUAUAAUGCCAGUCAAAGCAGCUAUUCACAGGCUAUGGAUCAUAGCCCUGCAAGUUAUUAAUUUGGGCCAACAGGAACAUUGAAAAACCAUGGGGCUUAGGGUAAUUCUACUAAAACUUAGCAUUAUUACUUUGGAGGGACUCUUAAUGAUAAUUAAACCUCUGGUAGCUAGUUAGAUAACACCAAUUCAGAUUUAAAGUGGCUGAUGACAAAAUAAUCUCCUCUUUACAACAAUUACUCAAGCGGAACUAAUACUAAAGACUACACAACUGCUAAUGUUUAUAGUAAUAUCGUUGUCAGACAGUAAAACUUUAUUACUGACAAGAAUCAAUAAUCGUAGUUUGAGUAAUUGAACUAAAAGCAUUUAUUAGAAAAUUAAAAUAAACACCAACAGAAAUAAACUACCAGGCAUUAAUACAAUAGUGUUAAUGGAAGAGAACCAAAAUAGUAGAUGUCAUUGUCACUGCAUAAUACAUCCACUAUCAAUGAAAAGGCUUAUCAAACACAGCAUUAAUAGUCAGUAAAACUCCCUUAUCCUUAGAUGAAAGAGUAUCAGAGCAACUCAACGCUGCCAAGUAAUUCUAUAGGGUAUCAAAAUACUCCUCCUUCUUAGCAAGUAGUAAACAAUCCCUUUAAAGCUGGGAUCUAAGAGACUUGCAACUCGAACAAUAAAACGACUAAAGUCUUUAACUUUUAAAACGAUGACUUUCUUUAGUAGAAUAAUCAAAGCAAGUACUAAACUACAGUAAAAUCUAGGAAUGCCAAGGAAGUGAGUGUGAGCAAUCAAAUUAACAAUACCUAUGUUUCUACAAAGGAUUGCGAAUAUGAGAACAGCAUUAAUGAUUUUUAAGCCAUAAAUAAAACAAUCUUGCUGAUUCAAACUCUAUGCUAAACUUAUACCAAAGAUAAGGUAUUUGCUUCAAGCAUUUAAAAAUUAGUUUUAGAGCUUAGAGAUGAAAUAUCUGUAUCAUCUCAAAAAUAAAAGAGAGUGAGUCUUGAUGAAUAGAAAUUGCAAACUCAAAACACGCAUAAUCUGAUACAGAAGAUAGAUGCUCUAGAUGAGAAAAGGAAAUUUUAUAAAUAAAUGGCUAAAUAGAUGAAAAUUGAUAUUAAAAAUCUUAGAAUUAUAAAUCAUUCUUAUCAACUAAAGCUGAAAGAGAAAGAUCAAAGUAUAGUAAAAGUAUAAUCGAGAAUAAAUGAGCUGGAAUAAGAGAUUAAUGAAAUUUGUAAAAAUUAGCUAGAUUCAAAUAGGAAUUUGAUAUUGUAAACAUUCCAAAGGUAGCAAAGCUUUGAUGUCAACAAUAUGAUGUUUAAAGAUCUAGUUAAUGAAUGCAAUAAAUAUAUGUCUGAAAACACGAGCAUGACUGAUGUAAAUAUUUCCUAGUAUGUUGAUAUGAGUUUGCUGAAAAAUACUAUAGACAUGAUUCAUCAGAACUAGUUGUCUUUGAAGGUCUACAGAAAAUACUUCUCUUUCAAUGACUCUUUCAACAUUACUAAUUUCAAUCAGAUACUCUUUAUGAUUUAAGAAUUAGUUCAUGAACUUUAAGAAUUAUUUAACUCUUCCCCAACAACAUAAAAAUUCUAAACUCCUAGAUCUACAUCUAACAAGAUCACUCUAAGGAAAAUCUAAAAUUAAAGCAUUGAAAAUCAAGAUAAUCAUAACAGUAAGGAGUAAGUCACUAUGGAAAGUAUUAAAGAGAUGAAAGAAAAAUUGCUCAAAGAAAUUACGGAUUAGCUAGAUGCUAAAGUUUAGCAAAGAAUCAAAUAAACUCUUGAUCAAUCUUCGAAUUUAUCUGAGCAAAAUACUCUUAGCAAGUCUUAGUUUAUUUCUCAAAUAACUAGAGAUGAGAUUCAAAGAGAAAUACUUGCUAUCAUGAAAGAAUAGAAUUUAAUUUAAGAAGUUAUCCCAGAUUCAAGCAUUGCUUCCCCCUCAAGAAAUCUAGAUACAGUUAAAAAGCAAAAUGUGAGCGUAGGAGGUGGUAAAGGAUCUUUUGUGAGGCAAUGUUUAACAUAGAACUAAUCUCAUGGUCAAAGUCACAACAAUAACACCCAAAAGAUUUUAACUAGUAGUUCUUAAAAAUCAGUUGUUAAUGUAGGAAAUAGUAAUCAAAACACAAACAAAAAUAGUAUAGUAAUAAGAGAAUGUGAAAGUGUCAGUAGUCUUACAAGUCCAAACAAGAAAUUAUCAGUGACAUCAAGUGCAAGCAGACCUGCUAUAAGACCUAAAGGAUUUAAAUCUAGCUCUUCAAAUAAGUGCUUGAUCAACAAAGGAACUGAUACCAAUCUGGAUAAAGCUCCCGAUAUUUCAAUUCAAUUGCAAAGAGAUUAAAAGAGGAAAAAUUCAUUUAUUAUGGGAUGUGAUGGUGAUGCUGCGAUUAUCUUUAGACAAACCCCUUCAGAUGAAGAACUUAUUAGACCUCAAGAUAUUCGGACAAAGCCAAACACAUCAAAGCACUACGAUACUCCAUAAAAAGAGGAACUUAACUAGAAGCUAUCUAUUGCAGAAAAAUAACUAUCUUAAAAAAAUUCAAAAUAAAAUUCAGGGAUAGCAUAGAAAUAAAUCGGGAGAAAUCAGUAAAAUAGCUUAAGAAUACCUGAAAAUAAUGUGCAGCAUUAAGUUUAUUAAUAGUAGCAGAGGUAAUCAGAUGCAAUUUUUACCACUGAAGAGGAUGAAAACUUGCUGAGUGACAUUGAUCUGUAAAAGGGAAGUAACCUACUUUAAAGUGUAAAGACUGCUAGUUUUAAUAACACUGAUUUCCUUAGUGGAGCUGAGGAUCGAAGGUCAUCUAGACUUAAUAAUUAAUUACAGCAUACAUUGAGACAAGAAAGUAUGAGAUCAGAAUAAUAGAAUAAUUCUAUUUUAUUGCAAGCCUAUUUAGAUUAAAAUUAGGAUAGUUAGCUUAUUUCAUCUAGCAGACUCUCCCACCAAAAUAUUACGCCUUAAAAUUAAAAGUCAUAAAGCUACAACCGAUUCGGAUUUAAAGCUAGAUAGCAGCCAUCAUCUACAAGUAAGAACAAUAGGAUAUGA